AUGGCGACUAACGUUGCAUUAGAGACCACGAUGGGCACAAUAGUAGUAGAACUCUACAACGACCACGCUCCAAAGACCUGCAAAAACUUCAGCACGCUCGCUUCAAGAGGCUACUACGACACCCUCCUCUUCCACCGCAUAAUUCCCUCCUUCAUGAUCCAAACCGGAGACCCGACAGGAACCGGACGAGGCGGCUCUUCAAUCUACGGCGAGAGAUUCGAAGACGAGAUCUCACCCUCCUUAAAACAUACCGGAGCGGGGAUAUUGAGUAUGGCGAAUAGCGGACCGAAUACGAAUGGGAGUCAGUUUUUUAUUACUUUGGCACCCACGCCGUGGCUGGAUGGAAAGCAUACGAUUUUUGGGAGGGUGACGAGAGGGAUGGGUGUUGUCAAGAGGAUGGGGCUUGUGAGGACGGGCGCAGAAGAUAGACCAGUUGAGGAAGUGAGGAUUGUUAGGGCGUGUAUAUUGGAAGGGGGUGAGGAGGCCUGA
Molecule: messenger RNA, 489 nt
Organism: Hyaloscypha bicolor E
Lineage: Eukaryota; Fungi; Ascomycota; Leotiomycetes; Helotiales; Hyaloscyphaceae
Product: peptidyl-prolyl cis-trans isomerase-like 1
Exons: 3
Coding region: 1-489 (162 amino acids)
Biological process (GO): protein folding; protein peptidyl-prolyl isomerization
Cellular component (GO): catalytic step 2 spliceosome
Molecular function (GO): peptidyl-prolyl cis-trans isomerase activity
Source: RefSeq, a predicted model, not a curated record